Messenger RNA from Metopolophium dirhodum (rose-grain aphid), 885 nucleotides. RefSeq lists its product as uncharacterized. NCBI's taxonomy places the organism in Eukaryota, Metazoa, Arthropoda, Insecta, Hemiptera, Aphididae. The record is from RefSeq and is a predicted model, not a curated record. The coding region runs from base 1 to 885 and encodes 294 amino acids. The transcript is spliced from 3 exons.
AUGCCCAGAAAUGCUGUUCAAAUUGUUGUCGAUGGUAUGGAAACAGUAUUUUCAGAAGAUAUUGAAAGUCCAUUAAUCAAUUUUAAAACUGAACAUAAAAGGUUUUCGUAUUUUAAUAAGCAAGGUUCUUUUAUAGAACCAAAAGAAAUGGUUAUAGGUCAAAGACUCAAUAAAGUUGUUAAAAGUGGUAUAUCCAUUCUAGAACCUUCUACCUGUACACAACAAUUUAUACCUCUACGAAAUGUUCUUAAAAAUUUUGUUUCAUUACAAAAUGUGCUUUCUGAAACAUUAGACCAUAUGAAAACUUUAAAAUCAGAUAAUAAAAUUAUUCAAAACUUUAUUCAAGGCACAUAUUGGCAAAGUAGAGCUGUUAGUCAUGGGGAAAGUGUUGUCUUUCCACUUUUUAUUUUUUUUGACGAUUUUGAGAGUGGCAAUGCCCUUGGCAGUCAUUCUGGAAUACAUAAAUUAGGAGGAGUUUACGUUUCAGUACCAUGUCUCCCUUCUUAUCGUUCUACAGUAUUAUCUAAUAUUUUUCUGGCCUUAAUUUUUCAUUCUUCCGACAGAGUUGAAUUUGGAAAUAGGAUUAUUUUUCAGCCACUAAUCGAUGAAUUAAAUUUUUUACAAGAAACUGGUAUUGAAAUAAGUACACCUGAUUAUGAAGGUAAAUUGUAUUUUGAGUUGGGCCUUAUUUUAGGUGACAACCUAGGACUGCAUUCCAUCACAGGUUUUACUGAGAGUUUCUCCUCCAACUUUCCCUGUAGAAUUUGUACUGUCAGAAAAGAACAUAUGUGGGUUCAAUGCUAUGAAGAUAAAAGUUUAUUGAGACAUACUGAGCAGUAUUAUGCUCAAUUAUCACAUAAUGAUGUGUCUGCUACUGGUGAGUAG